Triticum aestivum (bread wheat) is the source of this 3440-nucleotide messenger RNA. RefSeq names its product lipid phosphate phosphatase 2. Lineage: Eukaryota; Viridiplantae; Streptophyta; Magnoliopsida; Poales; Poaceae. Gene Ontology annotation, molecular function: phosphatidate phosphatase activity. The record is from RefSeq and is a predicted model, not a curated record. Gene Ontology annotation, cellular component: membrane. The coding region runs from base 2229 to 3167 and encodes 312 amino acids. Gene Ontology annotation, biological process: phospholipid dephosphorylation; phospholipid metabolic process. The transcript has 8 exons.
UACAUGAUUCAGUUUACUCCUUGGGUGGGUUUGUCAGCUUCAAUUAGUUGGAUUUUCACCAUAAAUUCGUUUAGUUGUUUGGUACAAGGAAAAUUCCCAUGUUGUUCCGGUUUAUUUGACCGUGUUUAGUACUUCAAUCUUUGCAGUCUUUCAUGUAUAGUGAUGGUGAUACUGACGGUCAGAUCUUUACAAGUUAUAUUUAAAGUCUCCUUUCACUAUUUUCUGGCUACUCCAUAGUAUCUUGCAUUCUUAAACCUUUUCUCAAGUGAUGGAAGAAAUAAAGCCAAAAUUUACAUUGAUAGCAGAACACUGAUGCUGCCUGUACCAUUGUUGUUAUGUUCAAACCUUUGUGAUUGCAUAUGAAUAUUCCAGCUCCGCUUUCUUCCAUAUGAAAAGUAUUUUAAUACUUUGAGUAAUUUCCAGCACCUAAAUCAGGAAUAUAUAUUCCUAGAAGACUAGAACUGCAAUGUUAGCCCUACCAAGCCCUUCUUGUUUCUGCAAUCCUUAAUAUGAUCAGAGUAGCUUGUCUAUACCAGGAUUCAAUUCUAGUCUAUAUUACAAUAUCCCCGUUUUCUCCAUUGCUAGUUUGCGUUCAUCCUUUCUGUCAUAUUUUUAUAGAUCAUGCAGGCCUUUCUAUUCUUUUGUGAUGUGAAGUCAUAUAGGAAACUAUCAACUGUUUAGGAACCAGUUACAUAAAGAGAAUAAUUGUAUGAAAUAAUAAAUACAACAAGACAGGAUUAUGAGUAGAAAUAAUUUGUAACUUAGAUGUGGGCCAGUAAGUUGCUGCUGACAUCUCUAAAAGAAUUCCAAGCCAUUUAGUUUCUAUCAAUUGAAUGACAUCUUAAGUUUUGCAUAUUCUUUCACACAAUUGUAGACUUGUACUGCUACUUAUUUGAGCUUAGCGAUUUAAAAUAUAUUUAUGGUCUCCUGAGUUCCUUAUUGGUUAGAAGAAUCAAGAGUGAAAUUUAUAUGUCAAACGCUAUCACUGCUUGAUGUUGAUUUCAUCUGUUAUCUAUGGGACAUGAUAAUAUUUUAGAGAAUAGGCUUUCAUCCUGUUUUAGGCCGAAGGAUACAUGGUGUUGAGGCAACCCUCUUUCAAAGCAGAUCAAAGAAAACCAUGCUAAACAAAGCGAGCACAGCAAACAAUACAGAAUGAACACCAUCCCCCUAGCCUCGAAACGUUACGAGGAGUGCACUACUGGAUUAUGCCAGCUUGCUGCCGAGCAAAAGCACAGGAGCUGCAUAGCCACAACGAGAAGUACAAGAAGGAGCCGACCACAAGCGAACCGACAUCCCCUGGAUAAAAUCACUGGACUAUGACGCAAUGCUCUAUCAAACUUGCUCCGGACGGAGGAGCGCGACCCUGCGAGCGAGCAGAAGGGACUGGGGCAACUGCCGAUGUUGUCACAUGAAGAGACGGCACAACGGAGCCACCAUCACCUCGAACCGAAGAUGCUCCAAGUCACCAUCCAUGCCUGCCGAAGAAGCCAUCACACCACAGCCAGAAGGUGGGAUCUUUGGUGGCAUACCAGGAGGGGUAACGCCGCGUCGCGCUGCCGCCAAGUCUGACAAGAUGGACAUGGGUUGUCACCUGGGACUCUGAAAGGGGAUGGAGGAACUGCGGUGAAGCCCCCAAGAGGGACGCAACACCCAAAGGCCUAGCUUUCACCGUCAUACUGUGCCGACCUUGUUAGGACCACCCACUGCCCACAUGGACAAGCAAAGCAGCCAAUACCGCCGCCACCAGGGAGCAGUUUGCGCAGCCUGCCUUCCAGGGCCGCCGCCCUGGUGUCUGGCCCUGCAAGAGGGGUGCACCAGGAGGGAACCUCACUGCCACUGUUACCAAGAGCCACGCGGGCCAGCCUUCGAGUUGCUCUCGAGAGGCUGGGGCUAGGGUUUGGGUCGCCCUCGCGUUGCUCUAGAGAGAGUGACGCGAGGGCCAGUUUUCCACCAUCCCACUUAUCCUGGAACUUAAUAAUUAUGUUAGUUGCCCAGACUUGUUAUGUUGUCUUUUUUUUUUCUGCAGGUGACUUGUUAUGUUGUCAGCUCUCCAGAUUCCUGGACUAGGAUUAGCAUUUUCUAAUUAUCACCUUCAUUGGAGGUCGAUGGAUGUCCCAAGCCCCUAUCAACAUUGAACUCUUGUUUUGUUGACUUAACAAUGAUUACAAUGGGAGGGAUGCAACCUUACUGUUUAGUUGGCAGCAACAGAUUAGACGUUCCUGGACAUAAUGGCGGAUAUCCAGUUAGGAUGUUACACUAUAAAGUCCCAUGGAGCCAAAGUGGCUAGACUCCACAUGUAUGACUGGAUAAUACUUCUCCUCCUUGCUGUCAUAGAUGGACUGUUGAAUAUAAUUGAGCCUUUUCACCGCUUCAUUGGGAAGGACAUGAUGACUGACUUGAGAUAUCCAUUAAAGGGCAAUACUGUGCCCUUUUGGGCUGUUCCGCUCAUUGGAAUUGUCUUGCCAUGUGUCAUCUUUGGUGGAAUUUACUUCAAGAAGAAGAAUAUCUAUGAUUUGCACCAUGGCAUACUGGGUAUUCUUUAUUCGGUGCUCAUAACUGCGGUGAUUACUGAUGCAAUUAAGGAUGGAGUUGGCCGACCACGUCCUGAUUUCUUCUGGCGCUGUUUCCCAGAUGGAAAGGAUCUUUAUGAUAAUGUCACUACUGGCGUUCUGUGCCAUGGAGAGAAGAGUGUCAUCAAAGAAGGUCACAAGAGCUUCCCAAGUGGACACUCAUCAUGGUCUUUUGCCGGCCUAGGCUUCCUUACGUGGUACUUGACUGGGAAAAUCGCAGUUUUUGACCGUAAAGGUCAUAUUGCAAAGCUUUGUAUUAUUGUUCUGCCUCUACUUACUGCUGCACUUGUUGCUGUUUCUCGAGUGGAUGACUACUGGCAUCACUGGCAAGAUGUGGUUGCAGGAGCUGUUCUAGGUCUCACAGUGGCUUCAUUUUGUUACCUGCAAUUUUUCCCAUAUCCUUAUGAUGCAGAUGGACUGUGGCCUCAUGCAUACACGCUCCAGCUAGCCGAGGCACGCAACAGUGGCAUUGCAAACUCCUUCAGCUUGCGACCACCCACGGAGACUGAAGAAGGGGAAGGUCAGGGCGGGAUCGCCCUAAGAGACACGAGUCCUAUUCUUGACACCAUGGAGUCUGGCAGGAGAUACGGAAACUAAGGAGGACUGGAUCAGACGACUACCUGAAGUACCAUGAUCGUCCUGACCUUCCUCAUGGGCUUGUUUUCGACGCACAUGGCAGGGCAGAGCUGUUUUCUCCUGCACAGUUUGGUGUAUUGUAGAGCUGUCGUUUCGUGAACCUCUGUAUGGGUUUUCAGUGUUUAAUAGAGGUUUGGUUUGUGUUAACUGGAUAGUUAGCCUCGUAAGGAUCAGCUGUACAUUACCUAGUGGAGUGCUUUGUCGUCCACGCCGGUGAACAUGUUGCAUUAUUUC